Molecule: messenger RNA, 2034 nt
Organism: Pundamilia nyererei
Lineage: Eukaryota; Metazoa; Chordata; Actinopteri; Cichliformes; Cichlidae
Gene: tfap2c
Product: transcription factor AP-2 gamma (activating enhancer binding protein 2 gamma)
Exons: 8
Coding region: 324-1736 (470 amino acids)
Biological process (GO): anatomical structure development; regulation of transcription by RNA polymerase II; regulation of cell population proliferation
Cellular component (GO): nucleus
Molecular function (GO): RNA polymerase II transcription regulatory region sequence-specific DNA binding; DNA-binding transcription factor activity, RNA polymerase II-specific
Source: RefSeq, a predicted model, not a curated record
UUCACAACAGAAGUACUGAGCGCCUUGGCAGGAAAGGGGGGGAAUAUUGCCUGACAACGAUUAUUUUUCUCUCAUAGUGGCUGUGGAAACUCAUAUCUGUAGUUGGAUACUCAGUCGGUAGGUCAGUUCGCCCUUCAGCCUUCGCCUACAACUUUGCCUCCUGCUGCAGCUGAAGAAUAAGCGGGUUCAUGACCACCAGGAAGCUGUUAAUUUCUUCAUACCUGGAUUAACUCGCGGGCUUCUUUCCCCCCCCUCCCCCAUUUUUUUUUUCUUUUACACUUUUUUUUUUAAUUUGCAAGAAAGAGACUUUUUCCUCAGCCAAAAUGUUGUGGAAAUUAGCCGACAACGUAAAAUACGAGGAUGACUGUGAGGAAAGGCACGAUAGUAACAGCAAUGGGAACCCACGGCUGCCUCACCUGCCGGCGGUCAGUCAACACCUCUACAGCCCGUCUACUUCCCUCUCACACUCGGCCAGUUCAGACUUCCAGCCCCCUUACUUUCCUCCUCCCUACCAGCCUAUCUCGUACCCGCAGUCUAGUGACCCCUACUCUCACCUCGGGGACCCUUUCAACAUCAACUCCAUACACCAGUCGCCAUCGUCGAACCAACAGCAGCCGUGGCCUGGGCGGCAAGGCCAGGAGGGGCUCGGCGCACACGGGAGGAGCGGACUCGCGAGUCAGAUCCUAGGCUUGGAGGGAGGCUCGUCAGGGGUUAGGAGGGAAGGGUUCCGCCGACCGGAGCUGCUGUCUCCACACGCUCACAGUCUAGAGUCGUCGGUUAUUGGCGAUAAUAUGGGGAUGCAUGACAUGGGACACGGGCUGGAUGAUGUUCAACAAGUAGACGACCACAGUAUAAUUAUGGCAGAUCAGACGGUCAUCAAGAAAGUAUUAGGACUUCGAGGUGGCAGGAACCUUGAUCGCUUACAGAGGACUUAUUAUCAGGGGGGAAUUUUCGCGGGGCCUGUCACUCUGCCUAAAGGAAACGCACUGGGUCUUCCCUUCCAGAAAGAGUCCCUGCUGGGCAUGGUGUCAAAUCCCACAGAGGUGUUUUGCUCCGUACCAGGCCGUCUUUCCUUGCUGAGCUCUACAUCCAAGUACAAGGUUACUGUGGCUGAAGUCCAGAGACGUUUGUCACCCCCAGAAUGCCUCAACGCAUCGCUCCUGGGAGGCGUUCUACGCAGAGCCAAGUCAAAAAAUGGAGGCCGUUCUCUGAGAGAAAAGCUGGACAAAAUUGGGCUUAACCUGCCUGCAGGAAGAAGGAAGGCAGCUAAUGUCACUCUACUUACCUCGCUAGUAGAAGGUGAGGCUGUUCAUUUAGCAAGAGACUUUGGUUAUGUGUGUGAGACCGAAUUCCCUGCAAAGGCAAUUGCUGAAUACCUGGGUAGGCCACAUGUGGAGCGGAAUGAGGCUAACUCGCGCAAGAACAUGCUCCUUGCUGCCAAGCAAAUCUGCAAAGAGUUUACUGAUCUGCUCACUCAGGACCGCUCACCUUUGGGCAACGCUAGGCCUGCUCCCAUUCUGGAACCUGGAAUCCAAGGCUGCCUGACUCACUUCAGUCUCAUCACUCAUGGCUUUGGCUCUCCAGCCAUCUGUGCUGCCAUGACCUCGCUUCAGAACUACCUGAAUGAAGCGCUCAAACAAGUGGACAAGAUGUACCUGAGCUCUGGUAGCGACACCCAGGGAUCCUCAGACAGUGGAAGUAAAUCUACUGACAAAAUGGACAAGCACAGGAAAUGAGAGCUUAAAGGAGAAUCCCUAUGAACCUGAGAUUCCCAGAGUCCCUUAAUCUUGCUGCCCUGACUUCCCUUUUGGACCUUUUUAAAAAUCAAUAUUUGGUAUUGUCUUUUUGAGAGCUGCAUUUGUGUGUGAAUGUGUGUGCUCACACUGUAAAUUUAUAGUUUGACAGGUUGGGGAUUUUUAACAGCCUGUCACAGCAGGCUACAAAUCAGUUACUGUUGGCAUGUGUGUUGAAUGCUCUGGAUUUGUCCUAAUGGGAGCCCGCUCUGUGAAAGAGUAAAGCCCUUUUCAGACAUGG